Penicillium vulpinum is the source of this 1851-nucleotide messenger RNA. RefSeq names its product pseudouridine synthase DEG1. The record is from RefSeq and is a predicted model, not a curated record. NCBI's taxonomy places the organism in Eukaryota, Fungi, Ascomycota, Eurotiomycetes, Eurotiales, Aspergillaceae. The coding region runs from base 1 to 1851 and encodes 616 amino acids. Gene Ontology annotation, cellular component: cytoplasm; nucleus. The transcript has a single exon. Gene Ontology annotation, molecular function: RNA binding; pseudouridine synthase activity. Gene Ontology annotation, biological process: mRNA pseudouridine synthesis; tRNA pseudouridine synthesis.
AUGGCGGACACCAACAUAAAAGACCGACCCGACUACUCGUCCUGGAGUAAUCCUAGUCUGAUCGCGCGCAUCACAGAGUUAGAGCGCCAGCUAUACUCUCAGACGACGGAGUUCAAAGCGCCGACGAAAGAGCCGUCGCAGAUACCAUACUCUUCUUCUGCGCCCAUCUCUACCGACGUCCAGGAACCUGCAAUCCCUCUCACCGAGUCUUUUAAUACUUCCAGGAAGCGACCGCACUCUCCCCCAGACAGCGAUACUACCCCGGUACCUGCGCCGACGCGGUUUGUCAAAGCCCCGAAACCCCCAAAACCCGAUCGCGAUUUUGACCCCUCCAAAUACUCGACGCGGUUCAUUGCACUCAAGUUCGCAUAUCUGGGACAGGCAUACAAUGGACUUGAACAUACAAAUGGCAAUACCACGCCUCUGCCUACCGUUGAAGAGAUUCUGUGGAAGGCAUUGAAGCGUACACGGCUCAUCUCCCCUGAGACCACCUCUGAUCUUGAGCCAACCGAGAGAGGGGAGCGCAUCCCCAUGCAUCCCUAUCACCUCUACUGGGAUGGAUGCGAUUACUCUAAAGCAGGUCGUACGGAUAAGGGCGUGAGCGCUUUUGGUCAGGUUAUUGGACUGCGGGUCCGCAGCCAACGGCCUAUGCCUAAGUGCCCUGCUGAGGGCGAGGAUGCGAUGAAUGUUGACUCAGGAUCUACUGAAAAGGAGUGGGAUGAUGUAGCUGAUGAGAUGAGCUAUAUCAAUAUCCUAAACAGGGUGCUUCCGGAAGACAUCAGGGUCCUGGCGUGGUGUCCUAACCCACCGCCUGGGUUUGAUGCCCGCUUUUCCUGCCGGGAACGUCGGUAUAAGUACUUCUUCACCAACCCGGCGUUCUCUCCGACUCCUGGAUCCAUUGGCUUCCAGAACCGCGCCCAGAACGGCAACGGACCACGUGCUGAAUUCCGCGAGGGUUGGCUUGACAUUGAUGCUAUGCGCGAGGCAGCUAAGUAUUUCGAGGGUCAACAUGAUUUCCGGAACUUCUGCAAGUUGGACACCAACAAGCAGAUUGAUAAUUUCGAACGCAUUAUCCAUCACUCUAGUAUCGAAGCCGUCAAUCCCAAGGUCAGCCCGGUGGGCUAUGUUAGCCAAUCUGGAUUUCAGGCUAAAGAGGGUUAUGUGCCCGAACCGGAUUUGACGACUCCUAGCACGGUUUCUCAAAGUAUCCCUCAGGUUUACUCGUUUAACCUCCACGGUUCUGCCUUCUUGUGGCACCAGGUGCGACACAUGGUUGCAAUUCUGUUCCUAGUCGGACAGGGACUCGAGUCCCCAUCCAUCGUCCCUGAACUGUUGGACAUUGCUAAGAACCCGCGAAAGCCGACCUAUGCGAUGGCUGAUGAUGCUCCCCUGGUCCUUUGGGACUGCAUUUUCCCCGAUAUAAAGUCUGGCAGUCGCCUGGAUUCCUUGAACUGGGUAUAUGCUGGCGAUAAUCCUGCAAACUGCAAGGGAAGCGCCAAGGGUGAUAGCAAAUUUGGGAUGCGGGGCACCGUUGAACGAAUGUGGACCGUCUGGAGAAAGCGCAAGAUAGAUGAGAUUUUAGCGGGCGCUCUGCUAGACUUGACUGUCAGCCAGGGUAACCAGAACGUGGAAGACCUCGACGACCAAUGGCUGAACGCAGGAUUUUCCAAGAGAUCAAACAGGGGUGCUAAGAUCUGGUAUGGUGGAAAUGAGACCGUUGUUGGUGGGAGAUAUAUCCAUGUCGAUGAAAAGUCCAAGAUGGAGACCGUGGAAGUUCAAAAUGCCAAAGGACUUAUCGUAAAGCAGCGCAGACUAGCAAAGGGCGAGGCUGCAAGGGCGACACUGGAAUGA